Carica papaya (papaya) is the source of this 3442-nucleotide messenger RNA. RefSeq names its product defective in exine formation protein (DEX1) (gene DEX1). Lineage: Eukaryota; Viridiplantae; Streptophyta; Magnoliopsida; Brassicales; Caricaceae. The record is from RefSeq and is a predicted model, not a curated record. Gene Ontology annotation, molecular function: protein binding.
AUAUCACAGAAAAGCCAAUUUCUUCUCACGACUGUUUUUGGAGGCCACAUCACAACAGUAUUCCGGACUCGCUUCGGCUCUGGGUACUGCUUGUUCGCUUCUUACAACGCUAGCAGAUCCUCGGAACCCUACCUGGGGUUUAGUCAUCCUACUCAAAUUCACAACCCAUUUAUUUUCUUCAAUUUAUAAAGCUAAGCUGAUCGACCAUUUCCUCUUUCUAUCGUUUCGGCAAAAACGGAGACGAUCAUAUGAAAUCCUCUGCGAUUACGGUUCUGUUAAUUUGUUUGCUUCUGGACAUUUGCUUAAAUCGCUCUCAUGGAGAUGAACCGAAAAGCAACAAGUUUCGGCAGCGACAAGCUACUGAUGAUGAGAUUGCUUAUGCCGAAGUAGACGAGGAUGCUUUAUUGAACACACAGUGUCCUAAAAAUUUGGAGCUCAGAUGGCAAGCAGAAGUCAGCUCUAGCAUAUAUGCUACCCCCUUAAUCGCUGAUAUCAACAGUGAUGGGAAGCUUGAUAUAGUGGUUCCCUCUUUUGUUCACUACCUUGAAGUCCUUGAAGGUUCUGAUGGAGACAAAAUGCCGGGUUGGCCUGCUUUUCACCAGUCAAAUGUGCAUGCAAGUCCCCUUCUAUAUGAUAUUGAUAAAGAUGGUGUGAGAGAGAUUGCUUUAGCUACAUACAAUGGUGAAGUACUUUUCUUCAGGGUGUCAGGCUACUUGAUGACAGAUAAACUGGAGGUGCCUCGUAGGAAAGUUCGUAAAGAUUGGUAUGUGGGCUUGAAUCCCGAUCCUGUUGAUCGUUCUCGUCCUGAUGUUCAUGAUGAUGAACUUGUCCAGGAGGCGGCUGAUAUGAGGUCAUCAUUGACUGAACCAAAUAGAACUACUGCGGAAUCAAACAGUUCAUUUUCUACAUUAAAAGAACACCAUCCUGGCAUUACAAAUGAAUCUAAUCAAGGGGGUGAAAGGAAAAGCAAUCAGAGUCAAGUGCAAGCCAACACGACAACUAUGGGUAACUUUUCAACAAAUGCUGGAACAGUUGGAAUCACUAAUCCAGAGAAAGGAACAAAUUCGAACAUGGAUAAUAAUACUUCUGUAGAUGGUGGAUCAGUUAUUACCAAUAAUGCAGAGAACAGAACAAGUUCUGCGAGACGACUUUUGGAAGAUAAGAACUUAAAAGAUUCUGAAGAAAGUGAAUCUAAGACCAAGGAUAAAGGUCAUGAGGAUGUUCAUGUGGCAACUGUUGAAAAUGAUGAAACAUUAGAAGCUGAUGCAGAUUCAUCCUUUGAGCUGUUCCGUGAUAGUGAUGAAUUGGCUGAUGAGUAUAGCUAUGAUUAUGAUGACUAUGUUGAUGAUUCCAUGUGGGGAGAUGAGGAGUGGAGUGAAGGACAGCAUGAGAAAAUUGAGGAUUAUGUGAAUAUUGACUCACACAUCUUGUGCACUCCUGUUAUAGCAGAUAUUGAUAAUGAUGGGGUGUCAGAGAUGAUUGUUGCCGUUUCCUAUUUCUUUGACCAUGAGUAUUAUGACAAGCCAGAGCAUUUGAAGGAAUUGGGUGACAUUGACAUUGGAAAAUAUGUUGCUAGUUCAAUUGUUGUUUUCAAUUUGGAUACCAAGCAAGUUAAGUGGACCAGAGAUCUAGACUUAAGUACAGAUACUUCAACUUUCCGGGCAUAUAUUUAUUCGUCUCCAACUGUUGUUGAUUUGGAUGGUGAUGGGAACUUGGACAUUCUUGUUGGAACUUCUUUUGGCUUGUUCUAUGUCAUGGAUCACCAAGGGAAAAUCAGAGAAAAAUUUCCUCUUGAAAUGGCUGAAAUUCAAGGAGCCGUAGUUGCAGCUGAUAUCAAUGAUGAUGGCAAGAUUGAACUAGUAACUACUGAUACACAUGGAAAUGUUGCUGCAUGGACUGCAAAAGGAGAUGAAAUUUGGGAAGCACAUGUUAAGAGUCUUGUUCCCCAGGGUCCUGCUAUUGGUGAUGUUGACGGAGAUGGUCACACUGAUGUUGUGGUUCCCACGGUAUCAGGAAACAUAUAUGUGCUUAGUGGCAAAGAUGGUUCUAUGGUUCGCCCCUAUCCAUAUAGAACUCAUGGGAGAGUGAUGAACCAGGUCCUUCUUGCUGAUUUAAGCAAAAGGGGAGAGAAAAGUACAGGCCUGACUAUUGUCACAACAUCAUUUGAUGGUUAUUUGUAUCUUAUAGAUGGACCUACAUCAUGUGCUGAUGUUGUUGAUAUUGGUGAAACCUCAUAUAGCAUGGUCCUCGCAGACAAUGUUGAUGGUGGAGAUGAUCUUGAUCUUAUUGUGACAACCAUGAAUGGAAAUGUCUUUUGCUUCUCAACUCCCUCUCCACAUCACCCGCUUAAGGCAUGGAGAUCAACUAAUCAAGGACGAAACAAUAUGGCAAAUCGCUACAAUCACGAAGGUAUUUAUGUUACACAUUCAACAAGAGGAUUCCGGGAUGAGGAAGGCAAAAACUUCUGGGUGGAGAUUGAGAUUGUUGAUAAGUACAAAUACCCAUCUGGGUCCCAAGCACCUUAUAAUGUUACUACAACCUUAUUAAUUCCGGGCAACUACCACGGAGAGAGGAGAAUAAAGCAAAAUCAGAUCUUUGAACGUACUGGGAAAUAUAAAAUAAAACUCCCGACUGUUGGAGUGAGGACCACUGGGACUGUUUUGGUGGAAAUGGUUGACAAGAAUGGACUCUAUUUCUCAGAUGAGUUCUCGUUGACAUUCCACAUGUAUUACUAUAAACUGCUAAAGUGGCUUCUUGUCCUCCCAAUGCUCGGGAUGUUUGGUGUGCUUGUCAUCCUUCGUCCACAAGAGGCAAUGCCUUUGCCAUCAUAUUCACGGAACACUGAACUAUGAGAUCUUCUUUGUUAGGCUAUAUAUGUUGUCCUUGUCAUAACACAACCUCAAUUGUCCCUCGAAAAUGUUAGUGGUUUGGAAAUUAGAUCAUCACAGAAAAAGUUUUGAUGCUCUGGCGCUGGGUGGAUUUCCAGCCAUUUAGAAGGCCAUCUGAUUGAACUGAAAUUUCAGAUUUGGGUUACUUUGUAACAUGGUUGGACUUGGUCCUGUUCAAAUGAUAGUGAAAAUGAACUGACCUGAUUCUCCAACACCAGCAGAGGCAUCUGCACAUGCUAACUGCAAGUGUGAAUUGUAUUUACAACCAUCGAGAUUAUUAAUCAUCAUAAUACGGACUGCUGUUGUGUGUGUUGAGCAGGUUGUUGAGCAUUCGUACGGACUUGUCAUGCAGCAAAUUUCAACAACCAAACAUUACUCUCAAUUCAUGGUUGAUUCAGCAGAAUUUUGGUCAUAGAUAUCUCUACUCAUGUCAUCCACCAAGUUUGCACAUUUCUCCAUUGAACAUUCAGCGUGCUGCCCCAAUUAUCUUUACAUUGACUUGUGCUAAAUAGUAUAUUAACUUUUUCUUCCAAUAAUUUAUUUCUUCGAUCCAA